GGUUAAAUUAGCUGUGCUGCCAGAAGAGAGGAACACACACUGACCCACUUCCAGAUAAAAGCUUAACAGAGGAGAUGAAGCAGAACUACCAGGUUCCAGCUUUCCUCACCAAACUCUGGACUCUUGUAGACGAUUCCUGCACUAAUGAGCUGGUCUGCUGGAGUGAGGAGGGCUGCAGCUUCAUUGUGCUGGAUGAGCAGCGCUUCAGUAAAGAGGUCCUGCCACUAUACUACAAACACUGCAACAUGACCAGCUUCAUUCGCCAGCUCAACAUGUAUGGCUUCCACAAGGUUGUGCCGUUGGACUCGGGACUGCUGAAGGAGGACGGCCGCGGAGACAGCGUGGAGUUUCAGCAUGAGCAUUUCCGCAAAGAUCAACCACACCUGCUCACCCUCAUCCACAGAAAGGUAUCAGUAAGCCGUGGAGUGGACGAUGCUGGACAGAUCUCUCAGAUUCUGGUGGAGAUCAGCCAGGCGCGUGGUUGGCAGGACUCAUUUGACUUAAAGCUCAUGGCGCUCUGCAGGGAUAAUGAGAGUUUAUGGAGAGAGCUAAACUCCCUGCAGCAGAGGCACCAGCAGCAACACAGAAUCAUCUGCAAGAUAAUGCAGUUCAUCAUCAACACUGUGGGGUCGAAAGGAAUGAAGGGCUUAAAGAGGAAACUUCCAAUGAUUGAGAUUUCUGGGGAGACCCACUCUGCUCCAAAGUACAGCAGACCAUCUGAUUCAUCUGUGGAUUCAAACCUGCCCUCUUUCUCCAUGCCAGAGACUCCCUCUCCACAGGACAUUCCUCAGCUGGACUCGCUCUCUCCUGGCGUGUACUCUAAUGGCAUGGUUUUCUCUGACAUCACACACCUCCUCGAGCCUCUUCCUGAGCAGGACAGCGAUCCAGUGGUAGAGAACACCUGCCCGACCUCUCCUCUCUCCCCUGCCCUGUCCCCAGUAGAUCUGACUCUGUCUCUAUUGGACGAUCCUGCAGGCCAGGACAUGGCAGAGAAACUUGCGGAGAGGAAUGAGUUGGUGGACCCAUUGUCACUGAUUGAUUCAAGCCUGGCCGCUAUUCAGGCCUAUCCACUGUCCCCGAGCUUGGACACCCUCGAUGAGCUCUUUAGGCCCACUAGUGAAUCAGAUACACAUACACCGAAGAGGAAACGAGAAACGAAGCAAGGAGGAAAUACACACUCUUACAAAUAUACAGCAGGAAUAGUGAGGCCUGUGCUGCAGCAUGAGGACCUGAGUUUUGGGGGGGAUUCAGUAGAAGCUGAUAUUUUACCCUCGUUGCUGAGGCUGGCACAGGAAGCUUCCAUUCCUCUACACACGGACACACUCUCUGUAUAAAACCACACACACAGCAUUCUUCCUGAUCAGCUAAUCAAAGUAUGUACAAAAUAAUGAUGUUACUUGCAGUACGUAGCACAGAAUAUCUCUCACUUUAAAUUCAGUUUUUCACAUUUCCAGUUCAGCGCAUUUUACCUUACUUUUCUCCACAACCAUCUCACAAUAUAAAUAAAAAACUGCAACAGCGGUGUGCUUUAAAACGAAAUGUAAUGUAUAUGAAUGUAGAUUUGCAUAUAUUUGCAAACUGAAGUACAGAUAUAUUUUUGUAGGUUUUACAGACACUGUUAUAUUAUUUGUGGAAAAUGUCAUGAAUAUCAGGCUACACAAGUGGUUGAAGGCUUUGUUAAGGCUGCUUGCCAAUUAGCAUGAUGCUAACUUCUGCCUAUUCAGUUUUAAUUAUUAGCAACAUUAGCAUUACUGAGCAAGCUUUUUGUUUAAGAAAGUAACUAUAAACCAUCUUGAACAUGUUUAGUCAUAUUUACUGGCAUGAGGGGUGCAUGUGUGUGUCAUCUACACACACAUCUAUCUACACAGGAAAUCGCAUGCGCACACACACGCACACACACACGCACACACACACCACACGCAUACACACACAGUACAUAUCUGCAUAAUUUUUGUAGCAGUGUACAGUAACUUUUUUCAGUUUAUUUUACCUGUAAGAUUAAGGGUCAGUUUCCCUGACAGGGAUUAAGCCUAGUCUUAGACUACACAGCAUUUUUAUAGUUUAAAAUGAGGCGUAAUCCCUGUCCAGAAAAUCAUGUAUGAAUAUUGUACAAAAUAGAUCUUUAACUCUUAACCUGUACAAACUGUAUAAUAUCUCAACUAUCACUUUAUUCAUUGUGUGAAUAUAAUAAAUAGGUCAUGGGUAAAAAAAUAAAUAGAUUUUGACAUCA
Astyanax mexicanus (Mexican tetra) is the source of this 2230-nucleotide messenger RNA. RefSeq names its product heat shock factor protein 1. Gene Ontology annotation, molecular function: DNA-binding transcription factor activity; sequence-specific DNA binding. NCBI's taxonomy places the organism in Eukaryota, Metazoa, Chordata, Actinopteri, Characiformes, Acestrorhamphidae. The coding region runs from base 75 to 1334 and encodes 419 amino acids. The transcript has 12 exons. Gene Ontology annotation, biological process: regulation of DNA-templated transcription. The record is from RefSeq and is a predicted model, not a curated record.